UGUUGUUUGAAGCAGGACCUCAUGUGAUCCAUGCUAGCACUGCAGAAUCCGCAACACGCUUAUACUUGCAACCGUAGCUAGAAGAUGGGACAAUCGGCACCGUGAUAUCCUAACAGGCUCGGUCUCAUGCAUCACUUGGUGUCCUGGGAGCUUCCAGUUCAUGGGCAUUAUGGAGGAACCUGUAGAGGAGUACAAGUCUCCGUUCAACUUUGAGCAGGGAGUGAACAGCAGCUACCUCUACCUGUCACCUGAAGAGAGUUUGACUCCCCCUGGUUCACCGGUACUGCCGCUCAGAGGGCCCAAGAGUCCAGACAUCUUCCCAGAAGUCGGUGAAGAUGUGAAUGCAGUGUAUGCAGUGCCCAGUUCCCCCUGCACGGCCCUAACUGAGGAAGAGCAAGCAGAACUCAGCAGUGAACUAGCAAAGGUGGAAGAGGAGAUCCAGACUCUUUCUCAGGUGCUGGCAGCCAAAGAGAAGCAGGUGGCCGAGAUCAAGCGGAAACUGGGCAUCACUCCACUCAACGAGUUCAAACAGAACCUGAGCAAAGGCUGGCAUGAAGUCACCACGUCCACUGCGUAUAAGAAGACCUCAGAGACCCUGUCUCAAGUGGGUCAGAAGGCGACGACAGCGUUCUCCAGUGUGGGCUCAGCCAUUGGCAGAAAGCUAGAGGACGUGAGAUUACAGUCAUUUUCCAAUUCUUUUGGUAUACACUCCAUACAGCAUUCGGCUAGCAUGCCACUGAUGAGAAACACACCCACCUUCAAGUCAUUUGAGGAGAAGGUGGAAACCAUAAAGAUCAAGAUGAACCCAACCCCAUCAACAGGCGAUACCGAAGAGGUUUCAGAAUCCACACCUGACGGAAAGCCAGUGGUUGACCAGCCAGAGGGAACGUGUCCACCAGAUCAAAAACCACACUGAGGAUCCACCCUCAAACGCUCCCCUCUUCUCUCUUGUUACCUCCUGUUUCCCUUCUUUCAUUCCACUGUUGUGCUUCUACAUAGUCACUGUGAGCUUUGUUUUGUGGCAGUAUUUGUCCACUGAAGUCUGGGUCAUCUCCAGACGGGACUUGGUGGUCCUACACUGGAGCAGACAUGUCCGAAUGUGAGAUGUUCUGUAUGUUCCCUCAUGCACUGUCACACUAGAGCAUUGACCUUUGACCCCUACCUUCAGGUCUGUGUUGUUUUAGCCUCCUGAGAGGCUCAGGCUGUCCUUUAGAAGUCCCUAAACAUUUCCAUGUACUCUUUUGAAGAAUAUAUCCUUAAGGCAUUAUACAAAGUUUAAAGAUGUAAUUGAAUUUGACUUCUUGUUUGUGUAAAUUCACUGUAGCACAUCCAGCUACUUAAAAUUGCCAGAUUUCGCUGUGUAUAUAUAGUUCAUCUUCUGUUUUUAAAACAAAUGCCAAAAAGUGUGAACUUUGAACGGAAAUAUUUUUGCAUAGAAAGUUUAUUGAUUUGUAUUAUUAGCAUUAAUACCAAAUAUGAUCAAACAGUAGUGAUGUUAGACUAUUUAAUUACUUCAUAACUUCAUUACUUAUUUUAUUAGAUUUAGCUUUAGAGAGUUUGUCAUUAAAAUGAGCAGACUUGAGUUGA
Carassius auratus (goldfish) is the source of this 1587-nucleotide messenger RNA. Its product is annotated as tumor protein D52-like. Gene Ontology annotation, cellular component: cytoplasm. Gene Ontology annotation, biological process: B cell differentiation. The record is from RefSeq and is a predicted model, not a curated record. Lineage: Eukaryota; Metazoa; Chordata; Actinopteri; Cypriniformes; Cyprinidae. The transcript is spliced from 8 exons. Bases 161 to 916 code for a protein of 251 amino acids.